This is a messenger RNA of Durio zibethinus, 3218 nucleotides long. RefSeq names its product subtilisin-like protease SBT1.1. Gene Ontology annotation, biological process: proteolysis. The record is from RefSeq and is a predicted model, not a curated record. Gene Ontology annotation, molecular function: serine-type endopeptidase activity. NCBI's taxonomy places the organism in Eukaryota, Viridiplantae, Streptophyta, Magnoliopsida, Malvales, Malvaceae.
UUCAUAUUCCCUGGGUUUUAGGCAAAACCUCGUUCAUGCAUUAUAAUUAGAAAGCAAAGCUUUGCCUAUAAAAUCCUCCCCUAUGGUCCUCAAUAACAUCUCACCUUUCCCGUUUGUGUUCUAACUCUUCUUGUUCUUAAGCUUUGAGGCCAUGAAGACUGGUAAUAAUUAAUUACACUUUUCUUUGUCCUCAAUAACAUCUCACCUUUCCCAUUUGUGUUCUCACUCUUCUUGUUCUUAAGCUUUGAGGCCAUGAAGACUGGUAAUAAUUAAUUGCACUUUUCUUUGCUUCCAUGCUCAAUUCAUUGUCAAGUGCUUUCACCAUUGCUAGGUCGAUUGGUCCAUCCUUAUUCAUACUAUUAUUAACACCUCCCAAGUCACCCCCCCUUCCUUUUGUUUCUCGGUUCUCGAGAUAUGAGCAACUGCAGUACUUAAGCUGCCAAGUCCUGGUAUGGUCAGCCCUGAAGCAUGUUUGCAACUGACAACAUGCAGGGUUAACUGUUUUAGAUCUAAGAUUAUCAUCUUGAAGUUCUAUAUAUCUCCAAGAACUUUGCUUUAGAUUACAUUAAGUGAUCAAGAUCUUUAACGCAAUGUUGCUGUUACUAGCAUUCGUUGCAGUUAUUUCAACUGUUUCAGCGGACAAACAAACAUAUAUAGUUCGCAUGGACAAGACCAAGAUCACAAAUACCUAUAAUUCCCUUGCCAAUUCCAAACCAUGGCACGAAACCGUCCUUGACUCUAUAGCUGAAGUCUCAGCAGAACAGGGAUUGGAAGCAACACGUCCGGAAUUAAUCUAUUCCUAUCAAACUGCCUUUUUCGGUUUUGCUGCAAAGCUGUCUGCUAAGCAGUUAGAGUCCUUGAAAAAGGUAGAUGGUUUUGUGUCUGCGAUUCCUGAUAAAAUGCUGAGCCUCCACACCACGCACACUCCACAGUUUCUUGGCCUAGAAGGCAUGAAAGGACUAUGGCAAUCUUCUGAUUUACAGUCAGAUGUGAUAAUUGGCGUGGUGGACACUGGAAUUUGGCCUGAGCAUGUUAGUUUUCAGGACCAGGGCAUGCCUCCUGUACCUGCAAGAUGGAAAGGUACUUGUGAGAAAGGCACUGGGUUCUCACCAUCAAAUUGCAACAAGAAACUAAUUGGUGCUAGAGCUUUCUACGGAGGCUAUCUGGCCGCCGGUGGCAGAAUCAAUGAAAAAGAAGAAUAUCUAUCUGCAAGAGAUACAUCUGGACAUGGGACACAUACAGCAUCAACAGCAGCUGGUGAUUAUGUAGAACAAGCAAGCCUUUUUGGCUUGGCCAAUGGCUCAGCCGCUGGAAUGAGGUAUACAGCAAGAAUUGCAAUGUAUAAAGUAUGUUGGCCAAGAUGUACAACCCUUGAUAUUAUAACUGCUAUAGUGCAAGCCAUUGACGAUGGAGUUGAUGUGCUGUCUAUCUCUUUAGGAUCUAGAUCAGAAGCUGAGCCUUAUUAUGAAGAUCCAGUUGCUAUAGCAUCAUUUUAUGCUUUCGCAAGUGGGAUUUUUCUUACGUUUAGUGCAGGCAAUAAUGGGCCAGAGGAAUAUACUGCUGUCAAUACAGCACCAUGGAUCAUGACUGUAGCGGCAAGCACCAUUGAUCGAAGCUUUCCAACAAUCGUCAAACUCGGAAAUGGGCAUACUUUUGAAGGUUCAUCUUUAUACACCGGUUCAGAUACAAAGCAAUUUCCAAUUGUAUAUGGGAAAACCGCUGGUGGCAGAGGCGCAGAAUAUUGCUUGGCUGGCUCACUCAAUCCUGUGCUUGUAAAAGGGAAAUUUGUUAUUUGUGAACAAAGAUUCGUUAGUACCACUGCAAAGGGAGAGCAAGUGAAAUUGGCAGGGGGAGUUGGAAUGAUCAUAGUGAGCACUGAAGGCGAAGAUCUUGCAUCUGAGGUGCACAUUUUACCAGCCACUUUAUUAGGAGCCUUAGCCAGUCAAGCUAUCAAGGAAUAUGUGAGUUCAACUGAAGUUCCAACAGCUUCCAUUGCCUUCAAUGGGACAACUUAUGGUAAUCGAGCACCAAUGGUAGCAGCGUUUUCAUCAAGAGGGCCAAAUUUAGUUGGACCAGAUGUGAUCAAACCAGACGUAACAGCACCAGGAGUAGACAUACUGGCAGCAUGGCCAGCUGGGACUAGCCCGAGUUCACUCAAGAAUGACCAGAGAAGGGUCUUGUUUAACAUAAUUUCAGGUACAUCUAUGGCGUGCCCUCAUGUUAGUGGCAUUGCUGCACUGCUUAAAUCAAAGCACAAAAAUUGGUCACCUGCAGCAAUCAAAUCAGCCCUCAUGACAACUGCUUAUACAAUUGACAACAGAGGAAAACCUAUAGCUGAUCUUGCAUUUUACGGCUCUGCUACGCCUUUCGCUUUUGGUUCAGGUCAUAUUGACCCCGUCAAAGCAUCUAAUCCAGGGUUAAUAUACGACAUCAGUGCCGAGGAUUAUAUAUAUUAUCUAUGCAGCCUGAAGUACAAUGCUUCUCAGAUAUCCUUGUUUGCAGAUGGUUUUACGUGUCCUAAGAAGGAAACUAUGCAACCCGGUGACCUGAAUUACCCUUCUUUUGCAGUGAAUUUCAAGGCUAAGGCUCAAAAUAUUACGGUUACCUACAAAAGGACUGUCACAAAUGUUGGGAUUCCUCGAAGUUCAUAUAAAGUAUCAGUCGAAGGACCCAAAGGAGUAUCAGUGAUUGUAAAGCCUAACAUUUUAAGUUUUAACAAGUUGGGAGAGAAAUUGAGUUACAAGGUGAGUUUUAUAGGACGGAGCACAGUUGCCAGCUCAUCAUCUUUUGGAUCCUUGGUAUGGGUGUCUGGGAACUACAGAGUUAGAAGUCCCAUAGCUGUGACAUGGAACUAGGUUUUAGCUUUUCAUAUUGCCGAGGCCGUAAAAUCCUUGGUAUAAAUUUCAAGGAUUCGAGAUUAUCAAUGGAGCUGUGUCCUUAAGUUUUUUUUUUUCCCCUUAUCUAUGGUUCAUGUAUGGCUGUUGAAUGAAAAUAAAAGACAUUUGAAAUGCUCAAAAGCAAAAACCGAGCUGAUGCCCUUCAAUUUGUAUUCUAUUUUGCACUCUUCUUUCUUGUUCGUGGUUUAGGCAGGUAGUGAAUUUUUGAAAUGUAAUGGGAACAACGGCACUUUCAUAGGGACAAAAAAGGAAAAAAUUACAGAGAGCGAGAAAAAGAAAAAUUGAAAAAAAAUUAAACCAAAUAUCCUAUUUUUUCCCUAA